This is a messenger RNA of Effrenium voratum, 2892 nucleotides long. The record is from the annotation of a GenBank genome assembly. Lineage: Eukaryota; Dinophyceae; Suessiales; Symbiodiniaceae.
GUCCUUGGUAGUGGUCAGACGUUUCAUGCCAGCGCUGGCAAAAUAAGCCCCACAUCUGCAUGGCUGGAGAAUCAGAGGUUGCGAACACCAAGGACGGCGAUGGAGACUUUGAGGCCUCCGCGUUCGAGGCCUUGGAGCGGGACUUCCAGGAGAUUCUGCAGGAGCUGGUCGGCGACAAAUCUCUAGAGCACUUCCGGAACGAGUAUGAGAAGCUACACAGAGCUCUCAAGAAGUCUCAUGAGAGCGAGAAGCAUCUCAUCAAGAAGUGCAGAGAACUCAACGCUGAAAUAGUGCAGAAUGCGGUUAAAGUCCAAACGGCGCUCAAGCUGUCACAAGAGGAUCAGGCAACCAUCACAGCCCUGAAAAAAGAGAUCGAGCGCGCCUGGAAAAUGGUGGAGGCGUCGCACGAGAAGGAGCAGCGCGCCAGAGAAACCAUCCAGAACCUGAAGUCGGAGAUCACCAAGCUGGGCCGCCUGGUUGAGCAAGGUGCUGGACUGAGCAUCAACCAGGAGAACAUGGUGAACCAGCUGGUGCAGGAGAAGAAUGACCUGGUGAAGCACCGGGACAUGCUGCAGGGCCAGGUCCAGCAGAUGCAGCAACAGAACACCGACCUGACGGCGAAGGUAGCGAAGCUGGAGCAGGAGCGGCUCCAAGGCAACGGCGAGCUUCAGAAGCUCCGGGAAGCCUUCAACCGGCUGCUGGAGGAUGCGGAAAAGCAGCAGAAGAGGAAAGAGAAGUUGGACAAGGAUCUGAAGGACAUGAGAACCGGUUUGGAGCAGAAGCAGAGUGAAGUCAACGCCAAGCGAGAAGAACUCGCUCGCGGGGAGGAGGUGCAGAAGCACCUGUCUCGGCUUCUGCGGGAAGAGAAGCAGGAGGAAGAGCGGCUGGGCAUUCGCUGCAGCCAGCUGAACGGCAAUGCUCAGCAUUUGGACAAACAGAUGCACGAGGAGCUGUCGGCCAAGAGCCGGCUGGAAGAGGAGCAGAAGGACUUCAAGGCGCAGAUCAAGUUCCGCCAGGACGAGAUCAACACUCUGAAAUCCUCGAAGACCAAGCUGCAGAAAAGCCUGGAGGCGCUCCAAAGCCAAAAGGACAAGGACGACGCGGAAUCCAGACGGCUCGAGGCGCGCACCACGAGCAUGCGCGGGGACGUCUCCGAGCUCCAGAAGGAGCUGGAGCGCCUGAAGCGGGACUCGGAGGCACAAGAGAAGAUGAUCACCGACCUGACGCACGAGCGGGACAUUCUGGGCAAGGCUUUGAUGAAGGGCGACGACCGCUCGAAGCAGCAAGCCGAGCUGGUCGACCUGCACAAGGGCCAGGCCCAAACCCUCUCCAAGGACUUGCAUCGAUGGAAGUCUGAGCUGGAUUUGAAGCUGCAGCGCAUCCAUGAGCUGGACAGGCAGCGUGAGAAGUACGCCUCCGACUUGCAGCAGGCCAAGCAGCGCUGCGAGGCAGCGCAGGAGGAGCUGAGAGGCCGCGAGACGCAGAUGGGCCACCUGAAGCGCAGCAUCUCGGAGGUCCGGGCCAAGUGGGCCCAGCAGAAGAACCUCUACGAGGCUGUGAAGACGGAUAAGAACCUCUACUCCAAGAACCUGGUUGAGUCUCUUGAGGAGAUCAACGAGAUGCGGAAGAAGUUCAAGGUCAUGUGCCAUCAGAUCGAGCAGCUCAAAGAGGAGAUCAAAGAGAAAGACGUGGCCAUGAUCGCUGAGCACUUCAAGCACCAGCAGAUCAGCAAGGAAACGGAAAAGACCAAGCACACCUUGGAAUACCACGAGAAGCAGCAGACCAAGUCUCAGCAGGUCGUGGAGCAGCAGCAAACGGACAUCAAGAAGUUGGAGGCCACCAUCCAGGAGGCUGAGACGGAGCGGCAGAACCAGCGCAAGGAGUUCGAGGCGGUCACUUCGGAGCGGAACAUCUUGGGGAAGCAGCUGAUCCGCCGCAACGAGGAGCUCUCGCUGAUCUACGAGAAGAUCAAGAUCCAGGAAAGCACCUUGUCCAAGGGUGAGGCCCAGUACAAGAAGCUUCUGGACGGUCUCCAGCGGCAGAGACACGACAUUGCCUGGUUCAAGCGGGAUUUGUACAUCGCGCGGCAGCAGGCAGAGUCUGCUGGCAGCUUGGAGAAAGAAGUCUACCACCUGCAGCGGGAGCUUCUGCAAGAGAGGACCAAGGUGCGGGCGUUGUCCGAAGAGCUGGAGAACCCCAUGAACGUCCACCGCUGGCGCAAGCUGGAAGGCUCCGACCCCGCCAUGUACGAGCUCAUCCAGAAGGUGCGGACUUUGCAGAAGCGCCUCAUCGCGAAGACCGAGGAGGUUGUGGCCAAGGACCUAGAGAUCCAGGAGAAAGACAAGCUCCACAAGGAUCUGAAUGGCAUCUUGGAGAAGCAGCCGGGCCCGGAAGUGCUGGAGCAGUUGGAGCAGUACCAGGAGACGUACAACGCCAAGCUGAAGCAGAUGAAGGCCAUGCAGAGCGAGCUGCAGACCUACCAGUCCCAGGUGUCCGACUACAAGGAUGAGAUAGACAGACUCAGCCGCGAGUUGCAAGAGGUCAAGAAGAAGUUCUACGACCAGAAGAAGCGCGAGAUGAUCCAGCAGGAGGCUCAAAGAGGCGAUGGACGUGCAAUCCAUCCACGGCCUGUACCGCAGGUGCGCUACAUGGGGGGCCUCUUCAGUCUGGCACACUGAGGCUGGUGACAUCCCAGAUCCGGCCCCGACUGUUUCACCCGUUUCAGUUGAAUUUGCGCAGAUGGAACCCAGUCGCAAAGGCUCAGAACAGAAUCAACCCUACAAAAAGGGCCACUUGCGAGGGCGGAAAUGCCAAAACGCAUUCCGCCGCCCCGUCUCACUUGUCUCACAUCGCGCCAUGCAGCUCUCAGUCUCGUGUCUGCCCCAUCAGCUC